AUGGCCCUGGGACUCAGAGCUUCUCCACCAGCUGUGCUUCUGCACCUGUCCCUGUUGGGUCUGGCUGGCGCUGCUGGGAAGCUUCUGGUGGUGCCGAUGGAUGGGAGCCACUGGCUCAGCAUCCGGGAGGUGCUGAACAUGCUCCAGCAGAAGGGACAUGAGGUGGUCGUGGUGGCACCUGAAGUGAGUUUGCACAUCAAACCAUCCAAGAACUUUGUGAUGAAAAUGUACUCAGUCCCCUUCACACAGGAAGAGUUGGAGAAAGCAUUCAAGGCAUUUUUUCGUGGUUCAUUUGAAGAAGGUUGGAUUUUACAGAGAUUAUUGAAAGUGUACGAGGGUAUGAAAACCCUCACUGACUGUUGGAUCACCAGCUGUGAGCAGCUUCUGCAAAACAAGGAACUCAUCAGGUAUCUUGAGGAGAGCAAGUUUGAUGCAAUUCUUACAGACCCGGUAGCAGCUUGUGGGUUGAUCCUGGCUGAACAUCUUUCCCUUCCUUCUAUCUAUUUCUUACGAGGAGCCCCAUGUGGGUUAGACCUAGAUGCCAGGCUGUGUCCCAGUCCUCCUUCCUACAUCCCCAGGUCAUUUUCAGACCUUACAGACCGCAUGACUUUUCUCCAGCGAGUGAAGAAUCUGCUCUUUGACAUCCCAAACGUUUUCCUCUGUGAUUUUGCCUUUGAACCCUACUCAAAACUGGCUUCAGAGUUCCUGCAGCGGGAGGUGACCAUGCUGGAUCUCUUACGCAAGGGCUCUGUUUGGCUCCUGAGGAUGGAUUUUGUGCUAGAGUAUCCAAGGCCUUUGAUGCCCAACAUCAUUCCAAUUGGAGGAGUAAACUGUGCUCACAAGGAGCUGCCUCAGGCAGCUGUUUCUUCUGGCUUUUAA
Melospiza georgiana is the source of this 879-nucleotide messenger RNA. RefSeq names its product UDP-glucuronosyltransferase 1A1-like. NCBI's taxonomy places the organism in Eukaryota, Metazoa, Chordata, Aves, Passeriformes, Passerellidae. Gene Ontology annotation, molecular function: UDP-glycosyltransferase activity. The record is from RefSeq and is a predicted model, not a curated record.